Molecule: messenger RNA, 719 nt
Organism: Trichoderma citrinoviride
Lineage: Eukaryota; Fungi; Ascomycota; Sordariomycetes; Hypocreales; Hypocreaceae
Exons: 2
Coding region: 24-317 (97 amino acids)
Cellular component (GO): mitochondrial large ribosomal subunit
Molecular function (GO): structural constituent of ribosome
Source: RefSeq, a predicted model, not a curated record
CCGCCGGCAUAUCCUAAAACAAGAUGAUUACCAAAUUCAUGACAGAGGUCACGGCCAAAUUCAACCCCUUCUCGACCUGCGCAAAGCCCGCCCGCCUGUUCCUGACGUUCCUCCCGCCAAACGUUCGCGCCAAUGGGACGACGGUCCAUACGAGUCUUUUGCCGAGGAACUCUCCCGAGAGCAGUUCUCUCAAGGUCAAAUUCAAGGACGGCAAGGAGAUGGAUUUCAACUGUUCAAAAACCAACAUCAAGAGCUUGAUCGAGGAAGUCGACCGUCACUCGCGCCAGCUGCAAAAGGCUGCUGAUCUGUCCGAAUAAACAAAAGUUCUUGUCUCUAUACUGUUCAAUGCAUUGACGGCGUUAUGCGGGGGCGGGGAUACGGCCUGUGAUGAGGCCAACUGGUGACAGCACGGAAUGUUGUACGAUAUCAUCUUCAUGGAAAAGUUUUCUUGUACUUUUACUGCAGAGCUUAGAUUCUCCUUUUUUUUUUGUUCUUUUUGACUCUGGCAGGGUAUACUAUCAAAGACUAUAGAUUUGAUACACUGGCGCCAUCAAACUUUCAUCAUAAAUUAUGCAUACUAAGCAGAUGCACCGCUGAUGAAGAACCACUUGUCGAUGGAGGCAUCGAUCUUCUCAGGGGGGAGGUCCUGGUGGGGAGGCAGAGGAGGCAGGGACUCGGGGGCAACGCGGCUGGGGGAGUGCUGGACGGUCACGUUGGUG